CAACCAGACCACCGGGUUUCAUCAGCGACAGCCUUGCUGAAGGUUCCAAAUCCUCCGUCGCAAUCAUUUGAGGUACAAGGGAAACGAUGCUGGGUUGAGCUGAUUCAACCAGGCAGGAUUCGAUCCCCACGAGUUGGCCCAGACGAGACGAACUUAGGUAGUCGCCACAGUGUUUUGAGCAACUCACCUGCAUAAGCUUAAUAAGCUUAAGUUUUAUAUCUGCCCACCCCAGUCCUUAGCCAUGUCUUCAAAGAAAAUGGAUUCGGCCUGGAGGCCCGUCCCGAAUGCCCCUCAGUCUCGGCAGGUGGCCCAGUCUGCUUCUACCGACUUUCUAUGGGUAGACUGUCAUGACGGGAAGUCACAGGAUGGCGGAGUGGCCAGGACCACGCAGGCAUUUCUACAGACGAAGUAUCACAAGCAGCGCCGCAAGACACAGUUACAACAGUUGAAGGCGUCUAUGAAAGCACUUCCGCCCGCGCGAUCUCCGCCAGUCUCCACCCCCGGAACUGAGAGUACUUUGGAGAAAGAGGACCAGGAUGUCGACGAAGAAAGAGCCCAUCAGCUCCUCAUCCAUCAGAAUGAUCACCGAAUGCAUAACUCCCUUCAAUCAAAGGUCGAGGAUCUUAUUCCUGUUACAUCGCAACGCUUGAAACAGAGUGCGGACUUUUAUUUUGAUUAUUUCAGGGCUCAAGGCUCACGCAGAUGGUACCCGAGGGGCCAAAGUGAAAUGCUUAAAGUUAUCCUCCGCCAAUCUUUCGACCAUCCUUCUCUAAUGAAGGUUAUCGUUUCAAUGAGUGCCCAUGACUAUGCUAUGAACUUCAAAGCACAGGGUGCCUCGACUCAGCUUGUGCAGAGGUCUUUACAAGAUGCAUUUUACAUCCGGUCCCACAUUAUCAGAUCCAUUCAAGCGCUACUGAAUAAGCCAAAUGAGAUAUACUCCGAAGCUGCAGUCCUGUUGAUAGGGCACCUGUUCGUUACAGAGGCCCUCGAGGGGAAUCUAAAAGCUGUCGAGGCACAUACCGAUGGUCUCCGAAGAAUCCUUCAUGCUUUGGGAGGCGUGGAAAAUCUGGGGAACUGGCCUCUAGCAAAUAUCUAUUCGUGUGACCCAAUAAGAGGCCUUUUCGGAGAGUCCCCGCUGGCCUUUGAUAUACCGAAUGACUGGGAGAAACAGGUUCUCCAAGCAGUUGCUGUUCGGGCAAAAUUCGUUCGCAGAAAAUAUCCUGCGCUGGGUACAUGCUUCUUCACCUCUUCUUGGUCUGAAGCCAUUCAUCCUCGCAUGAAAACCAUCAUUCAAUCAUUUCGAGAUGUUCUCUCUAUAUAUGAGGAAACUAUUCGCUUAAACACAGAUUUGCCCAUGACCGACCACAACUGCGCCCUACUUCUAGUCAACCGCCUCCAUGCUGUGCCGUACGAUUAUAAUAUCUCACCUUUUAACGAAACAAUCCGACUUACGAUCAUGGUCUACAUUCUUACACGGGUAUGGGAAUUUCAAGCAAGUGUGGAGAACCUUGUGAGACAACUUCGCGGUCGCAUAGAGGAAAAUCUCGACUUCCUUGAGAAGUCGGCCUCUAAUCUUUUCUUCUGGAUCCUCUUCAAUGGUGCCUUUGGCUCAACAGGAUUUGAAUGCCACGCGUGGUUUAUCUCACGGCUGAGAUCUCUUGCUCUGGAAUUAUCCAUUGAAGAAUGGGAGGAAGUGGCAUCAGCAUUGGAGGGAUUCUUUUUCAUUCGUCGGCCUUCGAAAGACUCUGCCAAAGAAUUCUGGGAAAAUGUGGUACUUGACGCAGAAAUUGACUGUGUCGAAGUGGAUAGAAUAAUUGAAUAAUUACACGCCCAUGG
This is a messenger RNA of Penicillium subrubescens, 1836 nucleotides long. RefSeq lists its product as uncharacterized. NCBI's taxonomy places the organism in Eukaryota, Fungi, Ascomycota, Eurotiomycetes, Eurotiales, Aspergillaceae. The record is from RefSeq and is a predicted model, not a curated record. Bases 242 to 1822 code for a protein of 526 amino acids. The transcript is spliced from 5 exons.